AUGGGUAAGCGUAGAUGGGAUAGAAGAAAUGCUUGUUUUUAUUGUCAAGAACUUGUUACUAACUUUUCAAGACACCUUUUAAGAAAACAUCCUAACGAAAUAGAAGUAAUUAAAUACAAAUCUAUUAACGACGUAGAUCUAAAAGUAAGAAAGCAAAAGAGGCAAGAAAUAACGGACAAAUUAAGAAACAAGGGAAAUUUUAUACACAAUUCAAAAGUUUGUUUUGAUAGAGAUGGAGAGAAAACUAUAAUACCAGCUAAAAGAAACACCCAAGAAUCAAGUCCAUCAGCUUCUGCGACAUGCAAGACGUGUUUAGGCACAUUCAAAAGGUCAACCUUUUUCAGACAUUUCAAGAAGUUCGGUGCCGGUGCUAAUGAUCAUCUUACUCUGGGUUGCAGAAAAAGAGUUUUGUACAAUAACAGUAUCACUAUUAUACCUAAAUCUGAGACGGCAAGUAUAGAACUCAGAGAUAAAAUUUUGCCUCAUCUUCGUUCAGAUGAAUUUUCUCUCGUUGUGAAAAAUGAUCCAUUGAUUCUUGCAUAUGGCUCAAGACUACUUAAAAAGAAAAAAGAAAGAUUGCCUAUGCAGGUCUUACAAAAAGCGGUUGUUGGGACGCAGUUGAUAGAGUAUGAAAAUACAAUUAGAUCACAUAAUAAGAUAGAGACCGUUACUUCACAGUCGGAAAAUAUCAUAGGAAAACAAGAAAAUGAAAAUCCGAUCUCGGAGUUUGAAAACACAAAUACAUCACAAAUAAAUCUAAACAAGUUAGAAAUGAUUACUUCUCAGUUUGAGAAUUUCAUAGAAGACCAAAACAAUGACAGUUCUCACAGCUGUAAAAACGAACUAUCAUCAGAUGCAACCGAAAAUCUCAAGAGGGACGGCAAAGACUUCAAAGUUAUAAGUAAUGCUACAGUAGACUCUAACAAUGCCACCAAUUAUCUAGAAGUAUUAUCUGAAAAUAUUAAUAUAGACUCCGGUAAAAGAAGCGCGUUUCCUGAAAAUCAAAAAUUAAACCAUCAGAUGAAAAACAAAGAACAUGUAAAACUAAUUGAAAACAUCAAAAAGGAUAAUAAAGAGACUGAAUGUAAAUAUAUAAAACUUAAAACUAUAAAUGUAGAAGAAGCGCAUGAAAAUAAAAAGAUCAAAGUGAUUAAUAAUAAAAAUGUUAAACAAGGGAACCAAUUUGAAUCCAAAAAAUCAACAAAGUUUGUUAAACGAAAUCAAGUGCAAGUAUCUACUCAAACCAGCUUAUUCUCGGAUAGUGACCAAAAUAUUGAAGCUAACAGAGAUAGUGAUUUAGAGAAACUUAAAAGAUCUGAAAAAACACGAACUGCCAAAGUUUCUACAAUAACUAAAUGUGAGAAAAAAGGAAAACUUAAAAAAAAAGAAGUAUAA
This is a messenger RNA of Parnassius apollo (apollo), 1395 nucleotides long. The record is from the annotation of a GenBank genome assembly. NCBI's taxonomy places the organism in Eukaryota, Metazoa, Arthropoda, Insecta, Lepidoptera, Papilionidae.